This is a messenger RNA of Parastagonospora nodorum SN15, 186 nucleotides long. RefSeq lists its product as hypothetical. NCBI's taxonomy places the organism in Eukaryota, Fungi, Ascomycota, Dothideomycetes, Pleosporales, Phaeosphaeriaceae. The record is from RefSeq and is a predicted model, not a curated record. Bases 1 to 186 code for a protein of 61 amino acids. The transcript has a single exon.
AUGCGGGAAAAGGGCAAUUUGGUCAAAAAGGGAUCCCUCAGCGCAGAGGGCGACGUCGAGUUCUGGGACGAUGGCAGCUCCACGCCUCGAUCGGCACAUUUCCAUUCAGAGUCGAAGCCCAAGGGCGACGAGCGCUUUGUCGAGCAACCAGCAUCGAAGAACCCUACGCCUGACCGAAGCGAGUAG